Messenger RNA from Mobula hypostoma (lesser devil ray), 6055 nucleotides. Its product is annotated as prominin-2-like. Lineage: Eukaryota; Metazoa; Chordata; Chondrichthyes; Myliobatiformes; Myliobatidae. The record is from RefSeq and is a predicted model, not a curated record. The coding region runs from base 191 to 2704 and encodes 837 amino acids. Gene Ontology annotation, molecular function: cholesterol binding. Gene Ontology annotation, cellular component: cilium; cell surface; plasma membrane. The transcript is spliced from 25 exons.
ACACAACGUGAACCUGUCCGACAGGUUUCUGCUAUCCUGCGCUGAUAUUUCUCAGCUCUCUCCGGGCCAGGAAGCUGUUAUUAACAGCGAUCGGCAGAGGCAGCUAAACCUUGAGUCGAGACUGCUUCAAAACAUCAGUCAGGAUCACAGCAGGCGCAUUACUCCAAGGUUGAACUGAAGGGCAGAUCUUAUGGGACUCCACAGAAGGAGAAUGGACUUCCUCCUCAUCAUCAUGGCUGCGAUUUUCCUCAGUCCUCAUCCAAUUGCCUCCCAGGACUGUGUGGCAAACACUCUUCUGUUUUCAAACCUGUCGCAACUCAACUUCAACAGACUGGACAGAGAUGCUGGCACAAUCGAGCCUUUGUAUAACAUGGUGAAUCUAUACUUGGAUGCAGUGCAGCCAAAUGAAUUUCCAACAGAUAUUCUCCAGGAAUUAAUCAAGGACUCAGGAUAUAUAACAAAGAACUAUCAGAAGGUCCUGCGUUACGAGGCGGGCUACAUUGUCAGUCUCAUCCUCAGCGUGCUCUUCUUCAUCUUCAUGCCCCUGGUGGGAUUUUUCUUCUGUUGCUGCCGUGUGUGUGGGAAGUGUGGAGGGCAGGUGAAGGACCGGACGAAAUACACCGACUGCAGGCGUCGCACCUUUGCCACGUUCCUUCUGAUGACGACCAUCAUUAUACUGGCAGGAGUCGCCUGCGCAUUUACAGCCAAUCAAAAGGUAACUGACGCAAUGAAGCCAAGUGUGACUACCUUCCAGAAAAUGCUUGCGGAUGUGACCUCUUACAUUAACAAUAUCCCUGAGGCCAUACCUAAAAUUACUGCACAGUUUUCAGUUCCAAGAAACAAGAUAUUCUCAGAACUUGACCUUGUCAGAAACAGCCUUGGCUUUACCCUCAAGGGUGCAUUGAAUCCAAUCGUUUUUCCAGUGCUGGAGAUGGUGUCUGCACGACUAAAAGACUUCAACACCAUGAGGGGACACUUGGACAAUAUCAAAUCUGCGAACAAUUCCCUGGCAAAGAUACAGAUGGAGUUGUCGAUUGAGAUGAGCAAGCUGAAGGGUCAAAUUGUUAACAUCUUGAAUGAAUCAGGUUGCCAAGGAUGUUCUAGUGCUGUGGGAGAUGCCAAUAACCUGGAGGUGGAUCCUACAUACACAUUGCCGGCCGAAGACCAGGUUGUGUUCAACGAGGUCAUGAACUUCUCUCUAACAUCACUGAAUAACUCAUUGGAACAGGCAUCCCGCACCUUUAAUGAAACUCCUGCCACUGUGACCGGUCGGGCUUCGCAGAUUUUUACAGACAUCAAGACAAUUAUUAAUGACAUUGAAGGAAACCUCUCCUCCACUGUUGAGACUGUGCAAUUUCCAGAAUCCCUGCAGAAUCUGAACUUUGAGAAUUCCUCCGAGGUGACAAGGAUCUCAGAUGAGGUGAUAAGAUACGAUUACUACAGGUGGGUGGUCGGUAUAGUCUUGUGCUGCAUCAUUCUCUUAGUCGUCGCCUGCAAUGCGCUGGGGCUCUGCCUGGGAACGGCGGGAAUCGCAACCAGGGACGACGUCUACAGAGGCAACACCUGCUCAAAAUCGGGCGCCAACUUCCUGAUGGCGGGUGUUGGGUUCAGCUUUAUUUUCUCCUCGCUGCUCAUUCUCCUUGUUUUCGUCACCUUUUUCGUUGGAGGAAAUGUUCAGACAUUGGUCUGUAAACCUUGGAAAACUGGAGAGAUCUAUAAGGUAGCUGAUGAUCUCGCACAACAGAACAACAUUUUCAACAUCAGCGAUUACUUCAAACAAUCAUUCUCCUACUCUGCACUCUACAGACACUGUGAAGAAGGCAGGUCUCUCUGGUUUGUCCUACCACAGAACCAGAUCUCGAAACUGGAGGAGUAUCUAAAUGUGUCUACUUAUACAGGAGACGUCAUUCAGAAUUCCAAGCAGCAGAAUGUGGACUUAAGCGGAAUUGUGCUACUGGACAGCGACGGGAGGAGUAACCUGAUGGAAUUUGCUAACAGUGGGAUUGAUAAAGUCAACUUCACCAAUAUCAUCCAGUUGAUAAAUAAUAAAAUGUCAACAACAGAGCUGCUGAAUUUCACUGCCAAGCUGGAAAAUUUAAGCGAAAACCAGAACGAUAUGAAUAUUAAAAAUAAUCUGACUGAGCACGUUCAGAAACUGCGAGCAUUAGAGAUCACGCUUGUGAACAGAAUAAAACAGGACCAGGCGCAGCUAAAUGCAAGCUUCCAGUAUUUGGCAACCUUUGCUCCCGGGGUGCCGAGUCUCAUUAAUAACACCAUUGAGAGCAUUGACACAGCCCAGGAGAUGAUUACUGUAACCACUAAAUCAGAAAUUGAGAAGGUCAGGGACUGCCUCGUUACCAAGCAACUCAGAUACAUCACUCAGUAUCUUCAGUGGGUCCGAACCACGGUCAUGGACAACUUGCUUUCCUGCCAGCCAGCCUGGAUCUUGGUCAACAAUGUCCGCGUCAUACUUUGUGACUACAUCACAGAGCCCUGGAAUGCCUUCUGGUUCUGCCUGGGCUGGUGUACCCUCUUCCUCAUCCCCAGCAUCAUCUUCGCAGUGAAGACUGCAAAGCAUUACAGGUCAAUCAAGAAUGCAGACAAAAGUCCUGAGUUUUCAGAAAUGAUGCAGUUUAAAUUUCCUCGCGCUACGGGCACGUAUGAUCCCCCACUAUCCAGUGCACCUACUGUUUCAACCAACUGACUCCCAGCUGGACUCUGAACGCCAUCCUUCCUACAAGAAUGACGUUACUCUCUCUGCCAGAGGUUCAUCAGUGACUGUGCUUUUUCUACGGUUUUGCCAUUUUCCAAACAGUUUAUUGCCUCUGCUAACAUGUACCGAAUCUCUGUGCCCAGGAUGCAUUGACACCAAGCACCAAGGCCUCAUUGCUAGACUUUGAUUUCUCAUGAAGGUCACAUCAUCAUCAUCAUUAUGUGCCGUGUGGUAUGACAUCAUCAUUAUGUGUCAUGUUGUAUGAUGUUGGUGAUCACUGUUUUUCCAUGACCAUGAUUGUUCUUGAUAAAUUUUUCUACAGAAGUGGUUUGCCAUUGCCGCCUUCUGGGCAGUGUCUUUACAAGACGGGUGACCCCAGACAUUAUCAAUACUCUUCACAGAUUGUCUGCCUGGUGUCAGUGGUCGCAUAACCAGGACUUGUGAUCUGCACCAGCUGCUCAUACGACCGUCCACCACCUGCUCCCGCGGCCUCACGUGACCCUGAUCGGGGGGCUAAACUUGCCCAAGAGUGACCUGCAGGCUAGCAGAGGGAAGGAGUGCCUUACACCUCCUUUGGUAGAGUCGUAUCUUCACCCAAUAAAAGUCACACAGCACCUGUUUGGCCCACCAUCUUCAUGGUGACCAUUGUACUUACCUGUACUUGUCCCAUUUAUCUGAAUUUGGUCCAUAGCCUUCUAUAACUUGAUGAUUCAAACACAAGAUGCUUUUUAAAUGAUGUGAAAGUGUCUGUCUCCACCACCCCAGGCACAGUAUUCCACAUUCUGACCAUACUCUGAGUGGGAAAAACUCCCCCUCAGAUCACCGAUUACCUCCCACCUUAUACCCACAAACACAAGAGAUUCUGCAGAUGCUGGAAAUCCAGAAUAACACACAAAAUGCUGAAGGAACUCAGGACGUCAGACAGCGUCUAUGGAGAGGAAUAAACAGUCUAUGGUUGGGCCUCACCUUAUACCUCAGUCCUGUAUCUAUACCGGAAUCAGGUUUAAUACAGGUGGCAUAUGUUGUGAAAAAUGUUGUUUUGUGGUAGCAUUUCAUUGCAAUAUUUAAUCAAAUAUUACAAAUUGCAAUGAGAAAGAAAUAUAUAUUAGAAUUAAAUUAACAAGUAGUGCAAAAAGAGAAUGAAAAAGCAGUGAGGUAGUGUCUAUGAGUUGUCCAUUCGGAAAUCUGAUAGUGGUGAGGAAGAAGCUUUUCCUAAAAUGUUGAGUAUGUCUUGAAGAAAGGUUUUGGCUUAAAACGUCGACCGCUUAUUCCCUUACAGGAGAGGUUCUGCAGGUGCUGGAAAUCCAAAGUAAUACACACAAGAUGAUGGAGGAACUCAGCAGGACCUAUGGAAAACAAGUCAACAGUCGAGGCUUUGGGCCAAGACCCCUCAUGGCCUGAUGAAGGGCCUUGGCCCGAAUCAUUGAUUUUUCCCUCUUUUCCAUUGAUGCUUUCUGACCUACUGAGUUCCUGCAGCAUUUUGUGUGUGUGGUUGAUCUGCAGCUCAUGCUUUUACCUAUAUCUUCUUGUUUUGGAGAACUCACCUGGGAAAAUGAUUCUUACUAUCUGCCCUGUCAAUGUCCCUCGUAAUCUUGUCAGGUCACCCCCGUCCCCACCUCUGCCGCUCAGCCUCGUCCACGGCCGGAAAAACAAACCCAAAUUUGAUUCAGUUUCAUGAUUUAGAUGCAGUGUGUCUUUCAUAGUGCUGGUUUCCCACUGACAUUUGGGAAUUACUUAUGAGAGUCCUGGGAAUCCUAUUGAUACUUGGGAAAUGUUCUCCUGGGCUUCCCAUUCAAGAUUAUUACUUUCUUUCACUCACCCCGGUUCCCAUUUUGAAUUAGGAGUGCUGCCAAGUUCCUGGGAUUCCAUUGGCAAUUUCUGUCACGUUCCCCGAUCAAUUCCUGGGAACAACUGUCACAUUUGUUGGGAUUUGGGAAUUUCCAUCGCUGGGGUCGUAUCGGUACUUGCACUUCACCAUCAAUGGAGAUCCUAUUUGGAAUUGCUGUCAAUAUCCAGAAACCCCACUGGUGCCUCAGAAUUGCCAUUAUAGUUCUUCUUGAUCCUUGGGAAUUACUGCCACAUUCCCACUUGAACAGUCAGUACCUCAUGUACCUAAUAAAGUGGCCACUGAGUGUAUGUUUGUGGCCCUCUGCUGCUUCAGGGUUCAAUGUGUUGUGCAUUCAGAGAUGCUCCUCUGCACACCACUGUUAUAAUGUGUGGUUAUCUGAGUUACUGUCACCUUCCUGUCAGCUUGGACUAGUCUGGCCAUUCUCCUCUGACCUCUCUCAUUAACAAGGUGUUUUCACCCACAGAACUGACACUCACUGGAUGUUUCCUGUUUUUUGCAAACUCCAGAGCAGAGGUUCCCAACCUUUUUUAUGCCACGGACCCCUACGAUUAACUGAAGGGUCCGUGGACUCUAGUUUGGGAACCCCUGCUCUAGCGACUGUUGUGUGAGAGAACCCAGGAGAUCAACAGUUUCUGAGAUACUCAACCCACCCCAUCUGGCACCAACAAUCAUUACACAAACUUGAGAAAGUCUUGCAGAUGCUGGAAAUCCAAAGCAACACACACAAAACACUGGAGGAACUCAGCAGGUCAGGCAGAAUCUAUGGAAAGAGUGAACAGUCAACAUUUCAGACCUAGACCCUUUUUCAGGACUGAAGAGUCCUGGCCCAUAAUGUUGACUGUUCACUCUUUUCCAGAGAGGCUGUCUGACCUGCUGAGUUCCUCCAGCAUUUUGUGUGUGUUGCAAUCAUUCCAUAAAGCCACUUAGAUCACAGUUACUCUUCAUUCUGAUAUUUGGUCUGAACAACAACUGAACCUCCUGACUGUGUAUGUAUGCUUUUAUGGAUUGAGUUGCUGUCACAAGAUUGGCUGAUUAGAUAUUUGCACUAACGAGAAGGUGUACCUAAUAAAGUGGCCACAAUGUAAAUUCCUGUCGUAUCACCAGGUUCCUGUAUCACAAUCCAAGUUUGCAAUUGAUACUUGGAGUUGACUGCCCUGCUCCCAAGUUUAGUGGAUUCUGCUGCCCCAGUCAGUAUUCUAUUUAUUUUCCUGUAAAUGUUCUUUCCAUUUAUUGCACCAAAGGAAAUCUUAAAAAAAUGUACAUGGCAUGUGAUUUGGCUGGUGAUGUAUCAGUCUCUUGUUAGCCAGAUGUCGAUUGCCAUGAAUAAAGGGUACUUGGCCAGAAUCUGUGUCCUGUCUACCUUGUGUCUACAGACGUAACAAGAUGCAUGGCUCUUUCAACCAGCAUUCCUAGUGGGAAAAGAUGUUUAAAGUUCAAAGUAAAUUUUAUUAUCAAAGUAUGUAUAUGUCCCCAGAUACAACCCUGAGAUUCAU